GUGAUGUCGUUGCCGUCGUCGCAUCCGUCGUCGUUGUCGUUGUCGUUGUCGCUGUGGUUGUUGUUGUCGCCGCACUCCAUCUAGUUGUUGUUGGUGCAGCAGGCAACACCAACUAACCAACCAACCAACCAACCAGCAACAUCAGGCUGUCAACCGCCAGCAAAACAACAAUUAAGCUAACCAAUUAUAAUAUGCGUUCGCUAAACGGAAAAUUCAUUUGCGCAUAUGGAAUGCUGCACACAUAGAUAUAUAUACAUAUAUAUAGCCCUACAUAUACAUAUAGAUAUUUAGCUAUAUAAAAAUAUAUGUUAUACACACACAAAUCUACAUAAAAUCUAAGUGCAAACCAAUUGUGAUUUAAGCUAAUGACCACAACCACAAAACUAAAAGCGUAUAGAGAAGCCGAAGAAAAAGUGUAUAAAAAUUUUUCAAGUUUAUUAAGUAAAUGGAAAUCAACCAAAAGCCUUGUAAAUAGCUAAACAAAAACUCUUUUCUUUAUGAUAAAACAAAGGAUAUAAAUAUAAACCAAAGAAAAACCAUGAAAAACAAACAACGAAUAAGCAGACAACGCCGUUUACAACUUCAUAUAGAAAUGCUUUGCUGAACAACUGGAGACUAUAGACGACUCCCUAGAAAACCGAGGGGCCUGCGAAUUCGGAACGAUCUCAACGCAAAAAUGGCACCGAAACGCACUGGGCAACAACAGCAACAAGGGACGCAACCAACUGGGCAAAGGCCGCUGCAGCAACAACAGCAAUUAGAGACAACAACAAAGGCCCGGCAACGAUAUAGAGCGGUGGAAAAAUGAAACAAAAACCAGAAACGAAUUUUCCACUCAAAUUUGCAUUCAGCCAAAGAAGUACAGAGGUCUAAACAAAGAAGGAAGAGGAACAACACUCACAGAACAACAAAAAACGGCGCUCACUAAGAAAGUCGCCAGUGAAAAGGGGUCAGAGGGCACGCACACACAAACAGACCGCAACACAAAUACAAGCAUACAGAGCGCAUAAAACACAUAAAACAUUCAACACACACACACACACGCACACAAAGGACGACGAGUGCAUUGUGAACAAUUUUCAACGAAUUUCCAAAAGUCUACAAAACAAAUCUAACAAAAGUUCAUUACAAAUAACAAAAGAAAAGCAUAAAAAAUAUUUGAAAUUUGCUCUGUGAUUUUCUAUCAGAAAUGGUUUAGUAAUCCAAAUAAUAAUAAUAAUAUUUAAUAACACAAAGUAUUUAUAAAUAUUGCUAAACUGCAUUCCAAGCUAAACUAAACAAGAGAGAAGUUUAUCAAAUCCCCAAGGAAAAGCUUUAAAUUCAAUCGAAAACAAUUUCUAUAAAUAUUACCAACCAAAGUUUAUUACACUGCGCCUAAGUAGAGCAGCUAACGCUAGUCAAGUACCGAAACACGUCAACGAACUCCGAUCAGAACCACAAUUCCUCUGAAGGACAUCCACAGACCGGAGCCAUGGACGAAAUGCCCGACCUGUCGCACCUCACGCCCCACGAGCGGAUGCAGAUCGAGAAUGUCCUCAUGCGGCAGAAGCAGGAGGAGGAGAAGCAGAACGAGAUCAUGCGGCGGAAACAGGACGAGGUGGUCACGCUGGAAAUGCAAAUCAGACAGCGCUCCGAGCAGCAGAAGAAGGCCGGCGUGGAGCUGGAUGCCACCUGUCACAUAUGCCUUAAGACCAAGUUCGCCGACGGAGUGGGCCACAUUUGCCACUACUGCAACAUUCGCUGCUGCGCCCGGUGCGGCGGUAAGGUGACGCUCCGCAGCAACAAGGUGAUUUGGGUGUGCAUCCUGUGCCGCAAGAAGCAGGAGCUGCUGUCAAAGACUGGCCAGUGGAUCAACAAGACGGCGGCCCAGCAAGAUGGUUUCAUCCGACGCAUCGAGCCGGAUGGGAGCAGCGACAUAUCGCAGCACCCCAUCGUGGAUCCGCACGACACCACGGACAAGCGGCCCAAGCUGGAGCGGACGCGCAGUGCCGCCGAGAAGGAGAACCUGCCGAUGCAGCGGGCGGGCAGCAUGCUGCGGCGCCAGUACUCGCAGCAGGAGCAGCCCACCAACCGCCGCCUCUCGGCCUCCGACAGCGGGAUGGACCCCAUGAUGAGUCCCGGCCAGCAGAUGCAGCACCACCAGCAGCAGCUGCAGCAGCAGCAGCGCUCUCGGAUGCAGCCCAUGAAUCCGCAGCAGGCGCAGCAGGGAUACGGAGGGCAGCAGCAGCAGAGGUCGGGUGGCGCCUAUCCCGACGACGAUCCGCGAUACUAUCAGGGUGAGCUGGAUGGCCUAAUGAGGCAGCAUCCGCACCUGGCGCAUCCCAGCCAGGUGCAGCCGCAACAUCCGCCGCAGUCGCAGUCGCACACGCAGCACCAGCAGCAGCAACAACACCUAAUGCCGCAGCAGCAUCGCCAAUCACCGCAGCAACAUCCGCAGCAGCAGCAGCAAUUUGCAUCUAGGCAGCAACAUCAGCAGCAGCAAUCCUACCAGGCGCAGAUACACCAGCAGCCGCAGCAACAUCCGCAUCCGCAUCCCCAUCCGCAGCAGCAGCAACACCAGCAACAUCAGACGAUGCAGCAGCAGCAUGGCCAGCAGACGGCGCAGAUGGGUGGCUACCAGAAGCCGCCACCUUUGACCCGCAACCUGACCAUCAGCGGGGGUCAUGCGAUGGACUCCAGUGCCUACAGCCAGCAGCAACAGCAGCAGCAGCAGCGGCGAGCCCUGGCAGGAUCGCAGUACGCCUCGCAGCAACAGAGGUCCUUCAGCAGCUCGGAGGAGGAGUUCCAGCAGCAGCUGCUGGCCGCGCAGGCAGGCGGCCGGAUCGGGGGCGUGGCCACGGUUACCGCCGGCUCGGACUAUGACGGCGGGCGCCUCCAGGUGCGCACCUCUUUGGAUCCGUGGCGCCAGCAGCGCAGCCUCAACGAGCGGGAUCUGCUCAGCGCCGGCGGCGGUGGUGCUGGUGGUGCCCUCGGUGGUGCUGACUUUCGCCAGCGGCUGUACGCCUCCGCCGAUCAGCGGGAUCGCUACGAGCUGCAGCUGCAGCACCGCGAGCGUUUGGAGCAGUAUCCCCUGACGCGUACCGCUCGAUUGGACGUCCAGCAGCGUAACUCGCUGAACCGCAGCAACCACGAGCGGCAUUUCUCUAGCGGAUCAGCAGGAGGAGCGGGUGGAGCUGUUGGAGCCGGUGGUGGUGCUGCUGGCGCCUACCGACGUGCCCCGCCCUUGGCAGCCGCCGGCGGCGGUGGCAGCAGCAGCAGCAGCACCACUAGCAGCAGCUACUAUCCCCAGUCGAAGCAGCCGCAGAUUGUGAUUGGUCCGGGCUACGAUCGGGGAUUGGGAACGGGAUCGGUAUCGGUAUCGGGAUCAGGAGUAUCCAUGGCAGCGGCGGAGGCCGGAGCACGAGGUGGCCAGCGUAGUGGCCUGCUGGGCGCCACGAGGGGCGGCGGUGGAAGCAGCUCCGUCAGCUCCACAGAGGCAGCCUACUGGGAUGAGCCGGCCACGAGUUCCUCCUCAUCGGCGGCCCAGGAUUCGCGGCGCUUCACCGAGCGCAGAAUAAAGAAGACGGUGCGCUUCGAUGCCCAUGACGAGGAGGCCUCCAUACUGGCAGCCACUGCCUCACUGCCACCGGUCACAGGAAUCCUGCCCUCCACGGCCGUGGAUGUGGGUGCGGCCACCAUACUGAGCAGUGGCAAGAGCCUGGAGGCAGGCGGAAUGGGAGUUCCGGUUGGAGGCGAUUGGUCGCGCUGGGAGGCCGAGAGGCAGGGCAGCCAGGACUCGGCCACCAAGGAUUCGGGCAUCGAUACAAGCAGCACCUUCACCAGCAGCGAGGACUCGAAUCGAGGAGAUGGGCCCAAGAACCCGGUGAAUUGGCAAACAUCCGCGGACAAUACUCGCCUGAUCGGGCACAUGAUAUUGCGUAAAUACUAUGAUGGGGAGGAUAUAUUAGGCUUAAAGGUCAACGGCGGUCAGCCCCUGUUAACGGGAACGGGAACGGGAGGAUCGGGAGUCGGAGGCCCAUGCGGGGCCAUUGUGGAGAAGGUGAAGCGCGGAUCGGUGGCCGAUCUCGAGGGAAGGAUUCGACCAGGCGACGAGAUCCUCGAGUGGAAUGGCCGCGGGCUGCACAACAAAAGUGCCGACGAGGUGUACGACAUCAUCGACGAGAGUCGCCUGGACGCCCAGGUGGAACUGAUCGUGAGCCGGGCGAUCGGCAGCGGCGGUGGCGGCGGCAGUGGCGGGAGCAGCACCAACGUCAGUCCGAUCAGCGGAGCCUCCGGCGGAUCCGGGCACAGCAGUGUGCCCGCCCGGCGCUCCUCGGCCAACUUCCCGCACAGCGGGCUGGCCAGCAGCAUGGCCGGCAGUGCGGUGGUCAGCAGCGGCGGACGAUAUCUCCAGCGCAAAGCUCCCGCCGUCGAGGCCAUUGAAAUCCAUCGGGACAAGCCCAGUGUGCUGAUCACCUCGCCCGGUUCGCCGGACAUCCACACGAGUGUUUCCGGACCGGGUUCGGUAGCAGGAUCGGGUUCCGGCUCAGGAUCUGGAUCUGGACUCCGGCAACGUGGCGGCGUCGGGCAGACGCAGCGCCUGGGACCAAGCCACAGUACCCACAGCCACAGCAGCAGCGGGAGUGGCAGCGGCAGCAGCACCAGCAGCGUCCACGCCCCCGCCUCCGCCCACGGCCCCACCCACGCGUCCGCUUCCGGUUCCGCCCCUGGCGGCCUGCACGGCACAACGACGGCGGGCCACCAUCACCACCCGCACCACUACCACCCGCACCAGCAUCCGCAUCCGCAUCAGCAUCCGCACCAGGGUCCGCCCGCCGCCCACCUGCAAGGCCACGGGGUGGGCGGUGGCAUCGGCAUGGGCAGCGGCUCCGGCACCACCACACAGCACAUCCCCAUCGAGGGGCGGCUGCAGCUGAAGCUCGGCUACGACCAGAACACCCUGCAGCUGAUCGUGACCCUGGUCUGCGCCACCGGUCUCUCCCUGCGCCAGAGCGGAGCGGGCCGAAAUCCCUAUGCUAAAGUGUUCCUUCUGCCCGAUCGAAGCCACAAAUCCAAGCGGCGAACCAAGACGGUGGGCACCACCUGCGAACCCCGAUGGGGCCAGACCUUUGUCUACUCCGGUCUGAGACGCUGUGACCUCAAUGGCCGACUGCUCGAGGUGACGCUGUGGGACUAUGUGCGGUAUGGGGCCAACGACUUCAUCGGCGAGGUGGUCAUCGAUCUGGCGCACCACAUCCUGGACGACGAGGCCGAGUGGUAUCAGCUGCAGCCCCACCAGGACACCUCCUAUCUCUUACGUGACGAGGGCAGCGAUGUGGACGGCCUGAUACUGACACCGACAGAUCAUUUAUCACCGCCAAGCACCAUGUCGCGUCUGAGCGACUCGGACACCACGUCUGACUGCGACAUCGAUGGAAUGACUCCGGGGGCCAGCAUCUCGUCGAUGGGCAGCUCUGCGAGCCCGCCGCCCCUGCUAGAGCUCGAUCUAAACGAGCGUCGGUCCCGACGAGACAUGUCGCCCCAGGGCCGCAAACGGGUGGCCGGGAUGGUGGCCCGCGACUACCGCACUGUAUCUGGCAUUGGACAAAGUUACCACAAUCAGGCCUCUGCCACCGGCUACUAUCGUCGCGGAGGUGGUAAUGGUAUCGGCUCAUCCAUCGGUCCCGGUGGCAUGAGCCUCAGCCAGCGGAGCCACUCGGCGGCACCCAGCGACGGUUACCACAGCAGCGGAGUAGGAGGCGGUGUGGGCGGAGUGCCCUCCGGCGGAUCCGCCUACGGCUAUCGGAGCACCAGUCCCCGAAGGGGAUCCCUCUCGCCACCCGACGACCGCUACAUAGACUAUCCAGUGCUUCCAGUUCACGGCUCGCCCAACGCCCCAUCGGUCUACCAGGGACCGGGUGGUGCGUCCUCAGCGGCGGCGGCUGCCUCGCAGCAGCAGCGAUUCCAGUCGCGAUCGGCCACAGCCACGCCCACGGGAUCCCCCAAGAAGAGGCAACUGCCACAGGUGCCGCAGACCUCUCGCAGUGCCAUGCUGCGGGACCGCCUAGGGCAGGACUUCGACGAGCGGUUGGCCUCCGGUGGUCGCUUUGGACGGCACCGCACACGGCAGCCGCACCACCAGGCCACCUACCGCAGCACCGGGAUGGGCGGCUGGGAGCGGCACUACACGGGACUGUCGGACAGCGACCUGCACUCGAUGGACGCCCGGAUGCGACCGCGACACUCGCUGUCGCCGGACAAGGACUUCAUGGGCGAGUUCGGCGACUCGGACAUGGAGUCGGUGGUCAGCGUGACCUCCAGCGCCUUCUCCACGCAGUCGGAGCGACCGCGCACCUCGCGCGGACUCAGCUUCCCGCGCAACUGGCGCAACCUCUUUGGCGUCCGCAACAGUUUCCUCAGCGGAUCAGGAGGCGAACCCAUCACUGGACUCCGGCUGCACCACUCGGAGCCUGGAAGGGCCAACACCAUCGAGGUGGAUGACUGUGACUAUCUGCCGGUGGGCGGUGCCCAGCAAUUGGUGUUGCUGGAGCAGCUGGAGCAACUGCAGCAGCUGGCUGCUCUGGCGGCGGCCGACUCACCGCCCAUUUCCGCCGGGCUAGGAAUGCCACUAGCACCACCAUCACUGGCACCACAUCAGGUUCUAGUGACCGAUGCCAACAGUGGCCAGCUGGUGGAGCAGUUCUUCGUGGAGCCCGGCACCAUGGCCGAGGAGAUGAUGGAGCCACUCGAUCCACUCGAUCCCCAUGCGCAUCUGCAUCCACUCCAUUCCGCCUUCUACUCGCCAUCGCCCCAUUUGCCAUUCGACAUCGACAUCGACAUCUAUCCACCACGACGGUCCAACGGACAGAAACCGAACGUACAAGCCGCUACCGCCGCUGCCUAUCCGCUGCCGCUGCUGCCGAGCUUUGAACAAUUCAAGCGCAUUACCACGCCCAUCACGAAUCUCUUCCGCAGCUCCUCGCCCUCGGGCCUCCAUGGCCACGCCCAUGCCCACGACCACGCCUCCACGACGCCCAGUUCGCUGGUGGGCUAUGUGCGAGAUCACCAGGACAAGAGCUGCAGCCACUGCCAGAAUGGAAGUCAGCCGGUGGUGCUCUCUACGCACCACACUUUGCACUUGACCACCGCCGGUUUGGCGAUUGGCGCUUGCCAGGAUCCCUGCUGUCUGGCGGAUGCCCAUCCGCAUCCGCAGCACCAGCCCAUGGGCUAUCCCAUGGGUGAGCCACCCUCCGCGGAUCCGGCGAUGUGCGGCGAGUGUGUGGAUCAGCACUUUUUGGGCGGGAUGACGGGACCGCAAAUGAAUCUGGGCGUGGUGCCCACCUACCAUGUGCACACCCCAACCCCAAAUGCCCAUCGUCGGGCCAGGGGUCAAAUGGCCACGCCUGCACCACCGCCCACUCAAUCGGUGCUUAGACUAUCACGACAGCUAAGCGAAGACGCCCUGGUGGCCGCCGUACCCAUUUCGGAGGCCAAGGCGCAACCCACUUCAAUCCUGAAGAAACCGAAGCUGGAGCGCAGACGACUCUUUCACGAGGGUCAGUCGAGGUCGCUGGACUACGAUGAUCUGCACACGAAGAGCUGGGGUCGCCGACGCAUUCGCUACGAAGACGAGGUGAUGCCCUCGUCCGCAGACUAUCCCUAUCCGCAUCCCAAUCCCUAUGCCAACCACUCACCAACCACGGCGGCCAUGUCGCGUCGCUAUGGUUCGGAGACCAAUAUCCGGCAGUCGUACAUGGGGGCCAAUGUGGAUGCCAACAAUCCGUUGAGUCACUCGCAUUUCCUGGUCACGGAUGACAAGAUAGUGACCAUUACCUAUGACUCGGAUGUGGGCUGGACGCGGCGGGGCGUGGCUCCAUCCCUGUUUCGAGGGGCGCACCGCCAGCGGGGAUUGGCGGAUGCCAGGCAUCACAUGUCGCUGGAUCUGCAGCGAACCAGCCAGCAGAAAUUGUAUGGACCGGCGGCUCCUUACCUCAAGCGCCGAAGGAAUCUGCCGCAUCCACCAAGUGCGCAGAAUGCCCACAACUUUUCACCAAUGGAGCCGGGUUCGGAAAUGGGAAUGGAACAGGGCAACGGAAUGGGCAGCGGUGGUGCACACAACACUACCGGUACCAGUACACACAAUAGCAACCACCACACCACCAACCACCACAAUAGCCAAGCGAGUAGUGUUAGUGUUAGCCAAAGUCACAAUCAACAAUCUCAACAACAACUUCAACAACAACAACAACAAUCAGUUAGGCAAAAAGGGAAAGAAGGCACCACCGCCAUUAGCGGAUCGAUGAUGGCAUCGGAGCAGCUGACGAAAUCUAGUAGUGGGAGCGGUGGUGCAACAUCUGCUGCCGCUGCUGGGCAUCUUGUCGUCGGUGGUACUAAUGCUAAUAAUGCUUCUUCUUCCUCUUUUGCAAAUCCCCAACCACCACCACAACAACAACAACUACUACAACAACAACUUCAUGGAUCACCCAACAAUAUCAACAACAAUAUUAAACGUGCCCCAUCAUCAACACCACAACAACAACAAAACACAAACACCAACAAUGACGCCAACAACCUGACUUUUGACCCCACACAACAACAACAACAACCACAACUACCACCCUCACAACAACAACAACCACCAAAUACAUGCACAAAUCUUAUCACAAAUACAACAACAACAUUAACAACAACAACCACAACAUCGUCGAAUGCAACGAAUGCGGCGACAACGACAACCGCAACAACAACAACAACUGCGACAACAACAAAUGCUACAACAACUGCCACAAAUCCAACAACAACAACAACGAAUAACACGAACGAACCAAACGCAACAACAACAACAACAACGAACGCUGAUGCGGAUGCGGACGCGGAUGCUCCGCUGGACGCUAUCGACUGGGAUGCAAUCGAUGCGAUGCUGGAUGAUGAUUUCAGCGAGUAUGACAAGGACAAGAACGGAGCCGACGAUCCUGGCGCCUCCAAGUCAGCGGAGGGCGGUGGUGCCGAAGAUAAAGUCGAUGGCAGCCUCUCGGACACCGGAAACGACCGGAAGAAGGGCGGCGGCGUCGAUCAGGAGCGGUCCCCCAAGGGGGGCAGCGGCAUGGGCAAGAAGUCCAACUCCACCUCGCAGCUCUCGGCCACAGGUCGUAAAAGACGUAUGGGCUUUGGAAAGAAGGGUAAGAACUCGUUUACGGUGCACCGCAGCGAAGAAGUGCUGCCCGGCGAUAUAACGCGGGAACUGCGAAGCGGUGGCGGUGGCGGACUGGGCGUUAGCCUCGGCGGUGCCGGUGGUGCCAGUGGCGCCGGUGGCUCAGGCGGCGCCGGCGGGGGCGGCCUGUCCCGCGGCUCGUCCUCGGAGGCGGACGCCAUCGAGCAGUUCUUCGGCGAUGGCGCCGGCGGGGAAAGAUUCUCCCCCUCGUUGCGCAAUGAUGGAGCUAACGAGUUCGUGGACGGUUUGGGACCAGGUCAACUGGUGGGUCGCCAAGUGCUGGGAGCUCCCUCGCUGGGCGACAUCCAGCUAUCGCUGUGCCAUCAAAAAGGCUGUCUGGAGGUGGAGGUCAUACGGGCCAGGGGCUUACAGCAAAAAGCCCAAUCAAAAAUGCUGCCUGCUCCAUAUGUAAAAGUUUACUUGGUGUCGGGAAAACGCUGUGUGGACAAGAUGAAGACCUCUUCGGCUCGACGAACCCUGGAUCCACUGUACCAACAGCAGCUGGUAUUCAAGCAGUCCUACACCGGUUGUAUACUACAGAUAACCGUUUGGGGCGACUAUGGACGCAUCGAGAAGAAGGUGUUUAUGGGCGUGGCGCAGAUAAUGCUCGACGAUCUGAAUCUGUCGAAUAUCGUGAUCGGCUGGUACAAACUCUUUGGCACCACCUCCCUGGGUCGUCCGAUCGUUUGGGCCGGCGAAUCAGUCAUUCUGGAGGAGCCGGGCGAAUAACAGUUUCCAACACUAUCGACACCCAAACCAACAAACAACACUACAACAACGAAAACACUUUAAAGCACCCAAGCACAAUUCAAUUCAAGCGAACUCUAAACUGAACUGAAUUCAUAACCAUUCGCCCGUGCUGUCAGCCCGGCAGCCAAAUAGCAAAGGACCAAAGGUUAGCCUGCAGCGGCGGAUCCCAAGAAAUAAGGCCGCCCGAUCCUCAUUCGGCAGGUUGCUGGCCUAAGCUAAGUCCACAUCUGAUCUGUUUUUUCUAUACUACGACGACGGAAGACUUGGAGGAACACAACAAACAAAUUAUGAAAAUGAUAUAAGAAAACAAAGAGAAAUAUCUAAUUUUUAUAAGUCAUGAAAACAAUUGCAUUUAAACGAACCGAGAACAGAGAACACAAGCAGAGCAGUAAAAUGAUUAAACGUAACUACGGAAUACAGAUAAAUGAUAAUUGUAAAGGCAGUCUAUAUAUACAUAUACACCUAUAUAACGGAUAACAUUUGACAAAGGAUACUUGUAAAUUAUGCAUAUUUAAAAUAAUUUUUAUUAUUACACACCUAAGAUCACUAUUAUUUUCGUAAUACGAUUACUGCGAUUAUUAUUACUUAAAAUAUUAUUGAUAAAGAAAAACGAAACAAAAAAAUACAAAAAAAAAGAAAACCAAGGAGGAGGUGGAUAAAGUUCAAGUGCUAGUGUCAGUCAUGCCUAAGCCUUAGCCUGAGCAGAGACGCAGAAGGAUAUAAAUUGUUUAUUGAAUAAAUAGCUAAAUCUAAA
Molecule: messenger RNA, 10694 nt
Organism: Drosophila suzukii
Lineage: Eukaryota; Metazoa; Arthropoda; Insecta; Diptera; Drosophilidae
Gene: Rim
Product: Rab3 interacting molecule
Biological process (GO): regulation of membrane potential; intracellular protein transport; calcium ion-regulated exocytosis of neurotransmitter
Cellular component (GO): cytoskeleton of presynaptic active zone; presynaptic membrane
Molecular function (GO): transmembrane transporter binding; small GTPase binding
Source: RefSeq, a predicted model, not a curated record